ACGUGGCUAAUUUCAGUAUUGCUAGAAAAGCUUAGGUAUUGUGAGUUGGCUUUUGAGGAGCAGGGAAGAAGUCGUGCUCUUACCUGAGUGCACGUUAUGCUGGAGAUGUAAUGGGAAUCACUUUAUCACUCCUCCUUAUUUCCCAUUUAGGAGGACAUGGCUGCUCACGUGGGAGCAUCCCGAACGCCUCAGGAGGUGAUGGAACACUAUGUGAGCAUGUAUAUCCACGGCAACCUGGGAAAAGCCUGCAUCCCCGACACUAUUCCGAACAGAGUAACGGAUCACACGUGUCCCAGCGGCGGCCCGCUUUCUCCUAGCUUGACCACGCCGCUCCCACCGUUGGAUAUAUCGGUGGCUGAGCAGCAGCAGCUGGGAUACAUGCCGCUUCGGGAUGACUACGAGAUCGAAUACGAUCAAGACGCGGAGACUUUGAUCAGUGGCCUUUCGGUGAACUAUGACGACGAUGAUGUGGAAAUAGAGUUAAAAAGAGCUCACGUAGACAUGUACGUAAGGAAACUCAAGGAGAGGCAACGGCGGAAGAACAUUGCACGAGACUAUAACUUGGUACCGGCCUUUCUGGGGAAGGAUAAAAAGGACAAGGAGAAAGCUCCCAAACGAAAGAUCACAAAAGAGGAGAAGGAGUUGAGGCUGAAACUGAGGCCUCUGUACCAGUUCAUGUCGUGUAAGGAGUUUGAAGACUUCUUUGAGAACAUGCACAAGGAGAGGAUACUUCGAGCAAAGAUUCGGGAGCUGCAGCGGUACCGUCGAAAUGGAAUCACCAAAAUGGAAGAGUCGGCGGAAUACGAGGCGGCCAGGCAUAAACGGGAAAAGAGGAAGGAGAACAAAAACAUAGCUAGUUCCAAGAGAGGGAAGGAAGAUGGUAAAGAAGGUGAAUUUGCUGCCAUUGAAAACCUGCCUGGCUUUGAACUCUUAUCGGACAGGGAAAAGGUGCUCUGCAGCUCUCUAAAUUUGAGUCCUGCACGUUAUGUGACUGUAAAAACUAUAAUCAUUAAAGACCAUCUCCAAAAAAGACAGGGAAUUCCUUCAAAGAGUCGCCUUCCCAGUUACUUAGAUAAGGUACUGAAGAAAAGGAUUUUAAACUUUCUAACAGAAAGUGGUUGGAUAUCCAGGGAUGCUUCAUGAAACUCAGCUCAUCUGAAAAAACACAGCAGAGGCCCGUUAUAGCCUCAAGGACUCCGUUAUUUUUUUCCUUCCCUCCUCAAAGAUACAGAAAUUAUGUCACUUAAAAACAAACAAAAAAAAGCGAAUACAUAACCUCCCCGGUAUUCAUGGUCCAUGGUUCAAAUAGACUUUUGCUUUGGAUCAUGGAAAAUACUUAAUUGUGAAACUUCUACAUUGGAUUUCACUGCUUUUGGUAUAUUAUUAGAACAGAUUUCUUUCAUGUGAACUUACUCAAGUCCAGUAGUCCCGGAGUAGUUACUUUACUGCUUACUAUUGGACAAAUGAAUAUCAGUGUAAUUCUUGCUUUUCUUUGAAGGUGGGAGACAGUUUCAUUUGCUGGAAACUUUCUCUUCUCCCUUUGCUUUGUUUUUUGGCAUAAUGCUGGUGGCAAAGUGAAGCUUACAAAAGUCCUGAGCUCUGGAGCACGGUGAGCGGGGGUUUUUGUGACCAUCGCUAAGCUUUCAGAACAUUCUCCUUAGUAACUACAGCCAAGGCGCUGGGACAGUGAGCGGGGGUGUGUUUCUGUCGAGAAUACAGCAGGGAUGAGCCAUGGCAGAGAGUGGAAGGAAAGGGAUGUGGUAGGUGAGGGGCCUUCGGGUACUUGUGCUGUGGAAGGGGUUCUUGAAGAGCUACCCUCACACCCAGCUGAUCCGGACAUAGCUUUGACUUGAGUUUUUGCUGAAACAGACCCCACUGAAGCUUCAGUGUUAACUAAUUAGUAGCAAAGUUGCAGGAGUACCUGGCAGCUGUGGUGCUCUGUUCCGGAGGAGGGGUCAGCGCUACUGUGAAGUGGCUGAUUUGGGCCAGAAAUGUGGUUUGGGAGAAUAGGCAGCAAGUUGUCUUGCAGUGGUUGGGAGCCUCAGGCAGCAAAAUCACCGUUUCUUCUUGUUGGGGGGAGGCUACUCCUCCUUCUUUGGUAUCUGUAACUUCUGAGCUUGUAGGGGCUGAGGAGGUGUAGCUGCCGCCUCCUGAGUUUGAUUGGGAGGGACAGGGAAAGGGAGCGAAAUUCUCAAAUGGAGAGUGAUCACUGAGAUUGGUUUUUAAAAACAAAAAAGAGAAGUGAUACAGAUUAGGUCAAAAUGCACAGCUAAUGUGCUCCUAAAGUACGGAGCUGUAAAUCAAGCCAUUACAGGGUUCUAAUUGCACAUAGCCUGAAAUGUACCGGACUAAGCACAUUGAAGUUGACGUUACUGACAUGGUAGGAGAACUGUGAAUGCAGCCCACCGCAGUGAGAACAGCGCACCUUGAGAGGUAACUCAUCACAACUCUGAUGACUACAGUCUGAACUGGGUGCUUGCGAGAGGCGCCAGCUGGCAACGUAACACAGCGUGUAACAGAAACACCAGAUCCACAGUGCUGUUUUAGAAAGAUCUACCAAUUAAGGGAAAAAUGUUGAAAGAGGACUAGAAAAGGAUUUUUAUGCUCAUUUCCUCCUUAAAUACCCGUGCUGGUAUUUAACCAAAUGAAUAAAAAAUGGUGGUUGCCACAUAGAAGACAGCACAGUGUUACUUGUGCCUAAGCCUCUCUGCUGGUCGUGUCCAGAGCAGGAAGCUGUGACCGGAGGCCAGUUGGGCAGGUCUCCUGGAGUGCAGGUGUGCCACAACGUGGAACUGGACUGCCUUCAGAACAAGGGCAAGCACUGGAAAUGUCAUUUUGGUUUGAUGCUUUGGGCUGUAGUCAGUGAGGAUACCACAAAAUCUUAAAACAGUAUUAAUUUCUGCAACUUGGCAGAGGUAUACUGAUCAGAACUGGGUUUUAGUUAAUAUAUCCAGCAUUACCAAAAUAGUGUUACCAGUGAGUUUAGAAUAAAAGGGGUACAAUUAUAAAGCCAGCAUUUCUAAGGAAUGAAAAACCAAAACUCUAGUGCCUUUUUCUUUUGAGCUCGUGAUGUUAUGUCCCUUCAAAAAAGGUAAGGGCUAUGUCCUCCCAGAUGUAAUACUUUGUUUGGCUUACCUGUAAGUAAGUAAGUGGCUUGUUGUGGAAUACUUGAGACAAAACUGUCUCUCCUUGGCAGCAGUGGAACUAACUGCAAUGUGCUGAGUAGCUUUAAGAACCACUUCCACCCUUUAUGCAUGUACAAACAGCACACAAGUCCAUAAGGUAAAAACCCUUGGUUAUUUUCUGUCUUGCUCCCGUGGAAAGGAAGCUCAGCCUUUCUUUCUAGUAUUCUAGCUAUGCCAUUUGGUUCUUGCUGUCACUUGUUACCUAACUGCCAUAACAUACCAUCACUGAUGGUGUUCUGGAACCUCAACUCUGCAUGUAGCUGGGAGUUUACAAGAAUUGGGGUUGGUUUGGUUUUUUUUUUCCCCUCAAAUCUGUGAUUUUUAUAUUUCUACACUGUUUUGGCACAUCUAAGUCUAACUGAAGCAAUAGUCUAAAGCCCAUCUGACCAGUAACUUAAAAAAAAAAAAUCUAGGCACCAAUGAGUCAUUUAAAUGUUGGAAGUGAAUUCUGCAUUUACACUUGUAGUUUCUUAAUUCCUCAGCCCCUCCAAAAUGUUUCUUUGGUGCUAGACGUAACUUAUUGAACAUCAAAAUGAAUGUAAAAUAAAGUAUUUUUAAUGUAUGAAAUAUGGAUAUCAAUAUUUAUUUUAUACUUACAGGCAAAUUCAAGGUGGUAAAUGUUUGCUUUAGCAAAUACUAGUCCCUUGGAAAGGGCUUCCCUAGAAGCAAUGUCUCAUUGUCAGCUCUGCUUUUAAUUUUAAAGGUGACUUGCACUAGAGGAUGCUGCUGUUCCAUAUUUUCACAUGGAACUGAUUUAGUCUAAGCAUUCCUUUGUUAUGAGCUGCUGUUUUUGUUUGUUUGUUUGUUUGUUUUUAAGUUGAGAUGCAGGUAUGUUAAUCCAGCAACUUACUUACUAGAGCUGCGCUGCUUCUCUUCUGUGGUGAAGGGGCUGAGAAAAAACAUGGCAAAGAGCUCUUUGACUUGUAUCUUGUGUUGAUCUGGAAGUGCUUCCUGUACUGUACAAAUAACUUAGCCUUCAUGUUGCUAAUGAAAAGGUGUUUUAUAUGCUUAAUGCUCUUGACUUUUCUAAUUAAAGAUAUUACUAAUGAUAGUAUCUGUCCUAACAGCAUUGAUGUAAGCCUAUGAAAAAGUGACACUCCAUAAGCUGUUCAAAAUACUGAUCUGCUACUGGUAGAGGCAGCAAUAAGUCUGUUUUAAUGCUGUAUGUUUACUUCAAUCAGUCCAGUCCCAGUGAUGUUUUACGGUAAUAUUUGCUCACUAGGUAACAAGGGAGCAUUAAUCUCCAUUCUGUGUGUACUACCCAGUGCAGAAGGGCUUGUUACAGAGUAUUCUGGAUACAGACCCUCCGGCUCUGUGUUCCGUUGCAGUCCCAGCAAGCAUUAAGAACAGCGUUAGUAGGUUUGCACGCGUCUUUGACCAUAAACUGCCUUGUAUAUCACACAGGCUAAGCACUCUGCCAUUAUUCUCUUGUGUGGCGGCUGCAUCAAAUUUCUUCGCAACUGUAACGGACUUCAUUAGCCUUUUGGUUUACUAUCUCUUCUUGCGAAAUAUUUUUGCAUGUGCCCCAGUUGCUCUUAAGUAAGUGAUGACACAUUAAAUACUGUGAAGGAAGGUACCUGGUGAGCAUGUUCACCUCAUCAGCUUCUUCCUUAAAGGGAAUGUUGCACUCAUUUGAAUAGUGUACUGGUGUAGCUGUGCCAGACACACAAAUGCCUGUGCUGAAAUCAUGUAAAACCUAACUGAUGUUGUACACACUCAGCAUUUUACUAGGUUUUUGCAUUGUAUAUCGGUAAAUAAACUUGUAUUAAAGUUUCUUUCCAUUAUUGAUUUAAUGGUAACGUAGUUUGCGUAAUAAGGAAAAUGGCUUAAGUCUUUGCAAGAACAAAUGGAGAUGCAUUUCAGCUAAAUGAUGAUGAGUGAAGUGGCAUUUAUGAAAUGGCUAAACCAGAGGUGCUGGUGGUAGCUUUGUUGGCUGCUCUUAUGCUUAAGUUUCAGAACCACCUCCCUCUGUUCUUCGAUUCCUUCAGUGCUUCUUUCUGUUGUAUGGCAGGGUGCACAGGUGGUUUGAGCUCUCAGUAAAGACUGAAGCUCUCCACACCAAAAGCCUCUCUGAAAGGGCAGGCCAAGGAAGAGGAACCACUUAAAUGAGAUACUCGGUUAUCAUCAGCUUUAAAGAUACUAGUUUGAGUCUUGUGCUGAACAUUUAACAGUAACUUGUGUUUAAGAACACUCUGAAUGAACUAAUGAUGUAGUCCAAAAAAGACAGUUUGUGUGGGGUGCUGGGAAGCUCAUUAACAAAAUCUUAAUCUGCUAGGGAAGAAGCUGUCCCUUUGUUUUAAUUGCCCUACUAGAAAAAACUUCUAUACUAAUGAAGUUACUAUUAAAUUUAGUUUAGAUCCAGAGGGGUUGGGAAGGGGGCAGAACAACACAUGACAGUUUUUAAAAGGUAUAUAUAUGGACCCUAGUCCCUUUAUGGCGUAUCAGUUGAGCACAGGUUCCAGUCAAAGUGCAACAAAACCAUUUCUUCAAUCCUACUUCAUGCAGCUACAGCAUGCUCUAACCCCGACAGAAGGAAGUUACUUCCAAAUUCAACUUAAGUAUAUGGAAUCCCCUUUUUUUCCCCUGUAGUUUUACACUCAAUCAUUGCAUUUUGAUCCCUGUACUUGACUAGUUUAAAAAAAUUAACACUGUAGUUGUCUUCUCACACGCACCAGAAAUUACUCUCUCUCCCCUGCCUAGUCAAAGCGUUGAUUUUCUUUCUCAGAGUUGAGAAAGAAUGAAUUAAUCCUUAAACAUGACUAACCCCCGAACAGUAGUAUGCACUUAGGUUGUUCCUAGUUAACUGUCUGAUUCCCAUGAGGCAAACCAGCACUGGAAAAAAAGUCUUAAAGAACAGGUAAUCACUUCUCACCACGAGUAGGUCUAGUGUUCAGUAAGCUGUUGGCAACUCUGCAUCUCAACCAAAAAAAACAAUUGCUACUUGACCUUAAGGUAAGAAUCACCUUAAUUCAAGACAACCAGAAACAAGGGUGAAAAAUUCAGAAGUGCUUACUGUUCACCAGGUCCUAACAACAUGGCUAAGUUUGACAUUUCUGUCCUGUGUGUUAUGCAUAUGGGCUUUGAGGAUACAAGAGGACAGAUGCUUUGUCAGUUGUGUAAUUUGCCAGGUUCUGUCCACUCCUAUCCAGGUAACCAGACAAAUGUAGGACAAAGCAUUCAGUUAACCAUGUAUUGUAUUUAGCCUGAUUCUGCAGAUCAGGAGCAGCAGGUGGUGUUGGACACGGCAAGAGCUGCAUAUGGAAAAAGUUCUGUUGCAACUUAAGAUCCAAGCUGAGUAAAUGCAAGAAAUGAAGAUGAAACUAAGUUCACAUUUUUGUUUGAGCCACUUACUUACAUGCAAUUAUUUAUGUAAUU
Molecule: messenger RNA, 6560 nt
Organism: Aptenodytes forsteri (emperor penguin)
Lineage: Eukaryota; Metazoa; Chordata; Aves; Sphenisciformes; Spheniscidae
Gene: TADA2B
Product: transcriptional adaptor 2B
Exons: 1
Coding region: 157-1143 (328 amino acids)
Biological process (GO): chromatin remodeling; regulation of transcription by RNA polymerase II
Cellular component (GO): nucleus; SAGA-type complex
Molecular function (GO): chromatin binding; transcription coactivator activity
Source: RefSeq, a predicted model, not a curated record